This is a messenger RNA of Apodemus sylvaticus (European woodmouse), 6158 nucleotides long. It is a transcript of the gene Fmn2, whose product is annotated as formin 2. The record is from RefSeq and is a predicted model, not a curated record. Bases 138 to 4853 code for a protein of 1571 amino acids. The transcript has 18 exons. Gene Ontology annotation, biological process: intracellular transport; actin nucleation. NCBI's taxonomy places the organism in Eukaryota, Metazoa, Chordata, Mammalia, Rodentia, Muridae. Gene Ontology annotation, molecular function: microtubule binding. Gene Ontology annotation, cellular component: cytoplasm; endoplasmic reticulum membrane; nucleus.
AGCUGGGCGCUCCUCGGCCUCCCCUCCCAACGGCCGGCCCAGCUGCCUGAAUUGUCCCGGACACUCCCCUGGCCCUCUCCAGGGCAGAGAUGGCCUGAGUACCCCAAGGCGCGGCAGCGCAGCAUUGGGGUUGAAACAUGGGGAACCAGGAUGGGAAGCUGAAGAGAAGCGCAGGUGAUGCCUCCCACGAAGGCGGAGGAGCAGAGGAUGCAGCGGGGCCCAGGGAUGCGGAAACCACAAAGAAGGCGAGCGGGAGCAAAAAGGCGCUCGGCAAGCACGGCAAGGGGGGAGGGGGCAGCGGGGAGACCAGCAAGAAGAAGAGCAAGUCGGAUUCUAGAGCCUCGGUGUUUUCCAACCUGCGGAUCAGAAAGAACCUGACCAAGGGGAAAGGUGCCGGCGACUCGCGGGAGGAUGUGCUGGACUCGCAGGCCCUGCCGAUCGGGGAGCUGGACAGCGCUCACUCUAUAGUCACCAAGACCCCGGACCUCAGCCUCUCCGCUGAGGACACGGGCCUAUCGGAUGCUGAGUGUGCUGACCCUUUCGAGGUGAUCCAUCCCGGUGGUUCUAGGCCUGCCGAGGAGGCUCGGGUAGGGAUCCAGGCGACCGCGGAGGAUUUGGAAACUGCGGCUGGAGCGCAGGAUGGACAAAGGACCAGUUCUGGUUCAGACACGGACAUCUACAGCUUCCACUCCGCUACGGAGCAGGAGGAUUUGCUCUCAGACAUCCAGCAGGCAAUUCGCCUGCAGCAGCAGCAGCAGAAGCUGCUACUCCAGGACUCCGAGGAGCCUGCAGCGCCCCCCACUGCCAUCUCCCCUCAGCCUGGGGCCUUUCUGGGCCUGGACCAGUUCUUGCUGGGACCUAGCAAAGAGGCUGAAAAGGACACAGUGCAAGCACAACCGGUGAGACCUGACUUGCCCGAGACCACCAAGUCUCCGGUGCCUGAGCAUCCUCCGCCCUCCGUAAGCCACUUGGCCUCUGAGACACCCGGCUAUGCGACCGCCCACUCCGCUGUCACAGACUCGCUCUCAUCACCAGCCUUCACCUUUCCGGAGGCUGGGCCAGGCGAGGGAGCCGCCGGAGUUCCCGUGGAUGGAACUGGGGACACAGAUGAGGAGUGCGAGGAGGAUGCCUUUGAGGAUGCCCCCCGCGGCUCUCCAGGGGAGGAAUGGGUCCCAGAGGUGGAAGAAGCCUCAUCUAGGCUGGAGGAAGAGCCGGAAGAGGAAGAGGGGAUGCGAGAACCUAUUAUCUCUGCAGUCGCGUCUUUGCCUGGCAGCCCUGCACCCAGCCCACGCUGCUUCAAACCUUACCCACUCAUCACCCCCUGCUACAUCAAGACCACCACUCGGCAGCUCAGCUCGCCCAAUCACUCCCCGUCCCAGUCCCCCAACCAGAGUCCUAGGAUCAAAAAGCGACCGGACCCUUCCGUGAGCCGGAGCCCCAGAACCGCCUUGGCCUCUACUGCGGCCCCGGCCAAGAAGCACCGGUUGGAGGGUGGCCUCGCGGGCGGCCUCAGCCGCUCAGCCGACUGGACUGAAGAGCUAGGCGUCCGUACGCCUGGGCCAGGAGGCUCGGUGCACCUGCUGGGGCGCGGGGCUACUGCGGAUGACAGUGGUGGCGGGUCCCCUGUGCUGGCCGCCAAGGCACCUGGGGCUCCAGCGACAGCUGAUGGCUUUCAGAACGUGUUCACAGGGCGAACACUGUUGGAGAAGCUGUUUAGCCAGCAGGAGAACGGGCCUCCAGAAGAAGCAGAAAAGUUUUGCUCCCGGAUCAUUGCCAUGGGUCUUCUACUUCCGUUUAGUGACUGCUUCAGGGAACCCUGCAAUCAGAACGCUGGGUCAAGUUCAGCUCCUUUUGAUCAAGAUCAGCUUUACACCUGGGCUGCGGUUAGUCAACCCACGCAUUCAAUGGAUUACAGCGAAGGGCAGUUUCCCAGGAGAGAACCAUCCAUGUGGCCACCAUCUAAGCUUCCUGAUGAAGAGCCCAGUCCCAAGGACGUUGACACAGAACCUCAAUCCUCUAUUUUGGAAAGCCCGAAAAAAUGCUCAAACGGUGUCCAGCAGGAAGUUUUCGAUAUGAAGUCUGAAGGACAGGCAACUGUAAUUCAGCAACUGGAACAGACCAUUGAGGAUCUGCGUACAAAAAUAGCUGAGCUAGAAAAGCAAUAUCCUGCCCUGGACUUGGAGGGACCCAGAGGCCUUUCAGGACUUGAGAAUGGAUUGACAGCCUCUGCAGAUGUCAGUCUAGAUGCUCUUGGAUUGCACGGGAAGGUUGCAGAGCCUCCAAGGACUCUCGAGGCAAAAUCAAUACAGACUUCUCCAACAGAAGAGGGUAGAAUCCUGACAUUGCCACCUCCAAAGGCACCACCAGAGGGUCUUCCGGGGCUCCCUGCAGCGGCAAGUGGAGAGUCAGCCCUUUUAACCUCACCCUCGGGACCUCCAACAAAAUUCUGUUCAGAGAUCUCUCUGAUUGUGUCUCCAAGGAGAAUAUCAGUACAGUUGGAUGCCCAACCAGCCACUCAGAGUGCAUCACAACUCCCACCACCUCCUUCUCUUCUUGGGUCUGAUAGUCAGGGACAGCCCUCCCAACCUUCUCUGCAUAGGGAGUUGGAAACCAGCCAUGAACAUUCUGUUUUCUCCCCCUCUAAAAACAACUGUAAUAUCCCACCCGCACCACCUCUGCCUUGUACAGAGUCCUCCAGUCUCAUGCCUGGCCUGGGCAUGGCAAUUCCCCCACCUCCCUGUCUCUCUGACAUAACAGUGCCUGCUCUGCCCAGUCCUACAGCCCCAGCCCUACAACUUACCAGUCUACAGGGACCAGAAAUGCUGCCAGCCCCUCCCCAACCUCCUCCUCUCCCUGGAAUGGGAAUACCACCUCCUCCCCCUCCCCCUCCUCUUCCUGGAAUGGGAAUACCUCCCCCACCUCCUCUCCCUGGAGUGGAAAUACCCCCUCCUCCUCCUCUCCCUGGAGUGGGAAUACCUCCUCCACCUCCUCUUCCUGGAAUGGGAAUACCCCCUCCUCCUCCUCCUCUUCCAGGAGUGGGAAUACCCCCACCCCCUCCACUUCCAGGAGUAGGAAUACUUCCUCCCCCUCCUUUACCUGGAGUGGGCAUACCCCCUCCUCCUCCUCUCCCUGGAGUGGGAAUACCCCCUCCUCCUCCUCUCCCUGGAGUAGGAAUACCUCCCCCACCUCCUCUCCCUGGAGUGGGAAUACCCCCACCCCCUCCACUUCCAGGAGUGGGAAUACCUCCUCCCCCUCCUUUACCUGGAGUGGGCAUACCCCCUCCUCCUGCUCUACCUGGAGUUGCUAUUCCUCCACCACCUCCUCUACCAGGUAUGGGGGUUCCACCUCCAGCCCCACCUCCCCCUGGGGCAGGCAUCCCCCCACCCCCACUGUUGCCUGGCUCAGGUCCUCCACCCUCCUCACAAGUUGGGAGUAGCACUUUACCAGCAGCACCUCAAGGUUGUGGAUUUCUUUUUCCUCCAUUGCCAACUGGCUUGUUUGGAUUAGGGAUGAAUCAGGACAGAGUGGCUAGGAAGCAGCCAAUCGAGCCUUGCAGGCCAAUGAAGCCUCUCUAUUGGACAAGAAUUCAGCUCCAUAGUAAAAGAGACUCCAGCCCUUCGCUUAUUUGGGAAAAGAUUGAAGAGCCUUCCAUAGACUGUCAUGAAUUUGAAGAAUUAUUUUCUAAAACUGCAGUAAAGGAAAGAAAGAAACCAAUUUCUGAUACAAUUUCAAAGACAAAGGCCAAACAAGUUGUCAAGUUGCUUAGCAACAAAAGAUCACAAGCAGUAGGAAUUCUAAUGUCUAGUCUUCAUUUAGAUAUGAAAGACAUACAGCAUGCUGUUGUGAACUUGGACAACUCUGUGGUGGACCUGGAGACCCUUCAAGCUCUCUAUGAGAAUAGAGCACAGUCAGAUGAACUGGAAAAAAUUGAAAAGCACAGUCGAUCUUCCAAAGACAAGGAAAAUGCCAAGUCUCUGGACAAACCUGAACAGUUCCUGUAUGAGCUGUCACUAAUCCCCAACUUCUCAGAGCGGGUCUUCUGUAUCCUGUUUCAGUCCACAUUUUCAGAGAGCAUUUGCUCAAUUCGUCGCAAGUUGGAGUUGCUACAAAAACUGUGUGAGACUUUAAAAAAUGGGCCAGGAGUCAUGCAGGUCCUGGGUUUGGUUCUAGCUUUUGGAAACUACAUGAAUGCUGGAAAUAAGACCAGAGGACAAGCAGAUGGCUUUGGACUAGACAUUCUGCCCAAGCUCAAGGAUGUCAAAAGCAGUGACAACAGCAGAAGCCUUUUGUCUUAUAUUGUUUCAUAUUAUCUUCGAAAUUUUGAUGAGGAUGCCGGCAGAGAGCAGUGUGUCUUCCCGCUGGCAGAACCACAGGAGCUGUUCCAGGCCUCACAGAUGAAGUUUGAAGACUUCCAGAAAGACCUCAGAAAGCUAAAGAAAGACCUGAAAGCCUGUGAGGUGGAAGCAGGUAAAGUGUACCAGGUGUCCUCUGAAGAGCACAUGCAGCCUUUCAAGGAGAACAUGGAGCAAUUCAUCAGUCAAGCUAAAAUUGACCAAGAGUCACAAGAGACUGCCCUGACAGAGACUCAUAAAUGCUUUUUGGAGACCACAGCCUACUACUUCAUGAAACCAAAACUUGGAGAGAAGGAGGUGUCCCCAAAUGUUUUCUUCAGUGUCUGGCAUGAAUUCAGCUCUGACUUUAAAGACGCUUGGAAAAAAGAGAACAAACUGAUUCUGCAAGAGAGAGUCAAAGAAGCUGAGGAAGUGUGUAGGCAGAAGAAAGGAAAAUCACUCUAUAAAGUAAAACCGAGACAUGACUCUGGCAUUAAAGCAAAGAUAAGCAUGAAAACUUGAUCUGUGUGCAGAACAGUAGAAGAAAAUAAGACAUUGAAACAACUUCCACAGUAUCCACCUGACCUGAAGGAGGGAAGGAAGCUACAUAACCCUGAUCAUUUUCCUCUGAACCUCUUACGUAAUCUUCAUUCAUGUUUUCUAGACAGUUUGUUAAUUGUUGAAAUUUAUUGUAUGUUCCUUUAAAAUGGCAAAAACAGUAGAUCCGUGGUGAACCGGACACCUUUUCUUUUUGUAAACACUGUGGUGUUAUACCAACAGACCUAAGAGGCACGUCUAAGAGGCACUAUCUGCGUUACUUGUGAACAUGCUGAACCCUAACCUACCAUUUCCUUUUGUAAGAUUCUCUCUUCUUGCAACAAAAAUAUUUUCCUUUUUCCUGACAACCAGAACUCCACAUUGACGUGGUUAGACUUGUGGGUAAACUUUGUUCCUAGUGAAUUCUUUGUAUCUACUUGACUUCUGCUUAUACAGUGGCUAUUUGAGAAGUAAAUACCACCUAUAUGUCAUGAUUCAUACCUCUCCUUUGCUUACAUUAUUCUCUGUAAUAUUUCCCCUUGAGACCCUAUGAAAAACUGGCCUGUAGCAGCAGCAGAGGUGAAUGAAAUUGAGAUGUCUCUUUAUGUCUAACACUAUAAUACUUCUCUCUCUCUCUCUCUCCCUCCCUCUCUCUCUCUCUCUCUCUCUCUCUCUCUCUCUCUCUCUCUGUGUGUGUGUGUGUGUGUGUGUGUGUGUGUCUGUCUGUCUGUCUGUCUGUCUGUCUCUCUCUCUCUCUUUCUCACUCACACACACUCCCCUCUCUCUCUCUUACACAUACAGAUCCACAUACAAACACAUUCUUUCUCACACACAUAUGCAAGCUUCACUUAAUAUUUUCAAGAAAUUUGAAUAAGUGAAGCUCAGGUAAUUGUCAAAUUUAUUUUUUGACAACCACUUAUUGUAAAAUACAGAAAAAAAAUAGAUGAAUCAGAUUUAUCUGGACCAUGUUAAGUAAAAUACCUGUCUGCAUAUUUUGAUAUAAUUGGGUUGUGAUCGUAUGUUAUGGCAGGUGAUUUACUGCUAUGAUGUGAGGAUGUGUUUGUCUCUCAUCUAAAGAGUCCUAGGGAAGGAAUUUAUUCACUCUACUGUCAGGAAUAAAUUGGUAAGUUUCCUAUUCUUUCAAACAUACUUAAAUCAGAUCAUUUAAGUAUGAUUAAGAGGGUUUUGUAUAACAUUAAUAGUUGUUCUUUUCGAUUGCUGCUAAUAACCUGUGUUGAGAGUUAUGUUUUAGAAAAGGGGAAAAAUUCAUUGCUAUUGCAAACCAGUUAC